UUGCUAGAAUGGUAUAUGAUCAUAUCGAGGGAGAUUUUCAACCCGGAUUAUGCACUUUCCACUACAUCAGAGGGCGAAAAAGUGAUGUUCACUAUAAAUACCUCAUUGCACUACAACCCGGACGAUCUUCUCUACUUCAAAUUCAUCGGGAGGGUGAUUGCAAAAGAAAUCUAUGACAACAAACUUCUCGAGUGCUCCUCUACUCGUUCCUUCUACAAGCAUACUCUGGAUAUUCUGGUCAAGUACACAGAUAUGGAAAGUGAGGAUUACACUUUCUACAAAAGUCUCGCCUACUUGAAGAAAAACCAUAUCUCUAGCAUUGGAUAUGAUUUGACAUUCAGUGCAGAGGUGCGAGGAGUUGGAGUGACUGAGGUGAGGGAACUGGAACCAGAUGGACAAAAAACAUACCCAUCACUGAAGAGAACAAGCUCGAGUACAUACAUCUGGUUUGUCAGAUAAAAAUGACUGGAGCCAUCCGCAAGCAACUGGAUGCUUUCCUUGAAGGAUUCUAUGACAUCAUUCCCAACCGAUUGAUGGGUAUUUUCAACAAACAGGAACUUGAAUUGCUCAUUUUCGACCUACCCAAUCUUCAUCAAUGAUCUCAAAGCAAACACUGAGUUUUACAAUUACCAACACAGCUCCCUCCAGAUUCAAUGGUACUGGAGAGCCCUACAUGAAUUCAACCUAGCUGA
Molecule: messenger RNA, 692 nt
Organism: Nilaparvata lugens (brown planthopper)
Lineage: Eukaryota; Metazoa; Arthropoda; Insecta; Hemiptera; Delphacidae
Product: E3 ubiquitin-protein ligase HUWE1-like
Exons: 2
Coding region: 16-459 (147 amino acids)
Biological process (GO): positive regulation of protein catabolic process; proteasome-mediated ubiquitin-dependent protein catabolic process; protein polyubiquitination
Cellular component (GO): nucleus
Molecular function (GO): ubiquitin-protein transferase activity
Source: RefSeq, a predicted model, not a curated record